Monomorium pharaonis (pharaoh ant) is the source of this 1230-nucleotide messenger RNA. RefSeq lists its product as uncharacterized. Lineage: Eukaryota; Metazoa; Arthropoda; Insecta; Hymenoptera; Formicidae. The coding region runs from base 1 to 1230 and encodes 409 amino acids. The transcript has a single exon. The record is from RefSeq and is a predicted model, not a curated record.
AUGCCGGAUCGAGUAAAUAUGGAUCGCGCACGACACAUUAAUUCGAAACGGUCCGCGUUGAAGGCUCAGCUAACGAGUCUCGAAAGACUAGUCGAGGGAGGUAACGUGAGUGAAUCGAACUUGAAGAGACGAUUGCAACGCGUAACGGACCUCCUCCACGCGUACGAGGAGUUACAUCAUGAGUUGGAAGCAAUAGAGCCGGGCGAACACGCGAACGAGAUCGACGACAUUCAAAAUCGAUACUACGCAGUCGCGAGCGCUAUAGAUGAUAGAACCGCGCCGGCAACGAGCACGAGCAACUUGAACAUAGCUUCCACUCCCGUGGACAAUAAUAUAAAACGCGUUAAACUUCCCGUCGCGGAAUUACCCAAAUUCGACGGCAAUCUCGAGAAAUGGUUGUCGUUAAAAAACACUUUUCUGACGAUGAUUGAUUCGCGCGACGAUAUUACCGAUUUGCAGAAGUUUCUGUAUUUGAAAGACUCGCUGCGCGGUUCGGCCUUAGACAAAAUCUCCAUCUUCGAUGCAAGCGAUGAAGGCUAUAAGGCCGCAUGGCAAUUGCUUAUCGAGUCGUACGAAAAGAAGCGGAUUCUGAUGACGAAACAUCUAGACGAGAUUAUCGACACAUUGUUUAACGCGUGUAAAAAGAAUUCAUCGAACGCGAACGAGUCAGUACAGAGUAAGGUCACCGCACAGGACCUGACUAAACUGGCAGACACCGUACGACAACACAUCGCGACGCUUAAAUCAUUAGAUAUCGAAUCUAAUCCGCACAUAAUCGUCCGACUAAUGGAACGGGCGCUUCCACCGAACGUUCGCGCGGAGUGGGAUAAAACUUUAAAUUUACAAGACAUCCCAACGCUCGAACAGUUAUACGAAUUUAUAUCCGAAACCGUGUUCCGCGUUGACGCUCUCGAGACAAACGUCUCAGGUAACGAAAGGAAUAAUAAACGAUCAUAUCCGAAGGGGGGCUCACCCGCUACCAAGACCCGCAGAGACGAAAGGGGGGCGCGCGCCUUUGUCACGACUCCCGUCGGUAAAUGCCUCGCGUGUAGAAAGGGGGCCCAUCCGUUAUUUCGAUGCACCGAAUUCGAAAAAUUAUCGCUGUCACGCAGAUGGGAAAUUGUAAAACGCACAAGGGUGUGUAAGAAUUGUCUUAAAUCCCACAACGUGGGAGUGCAAGAGUUCGCACUGCAGGCUUUGCGACAAAUUUCACAACACACGGCUCCAUAA